UAUUUGUCAAAGAUUCCAAAAAAGAAAUGCUGGAAUAGCUAAAUAAACAAACCAAGCCCCAUAUCCUCCAUUACUGCUUUUUUCUUCUUGUCUAUUUCCCAAGGCAAGUGAAAGAAAGCUGACUUCUAUAAUUUGUUACAUAUCCUUCAAAUUGAAACCAAGCCAGAAAAUAUACCAUUCUCUCCUCCAAAUUAAUCAUGGCUCGUACUUGUCAAGUUCCUCAAGGGCUUAAGCAAGAAGAAUUCAUAGAGCUAGAGCCAUUGAUUCGAAACUAUCAUACCUUUGAGCAUUUAUCAAACACUUGCACUUCACUCAUAACACAGCGUAUUGAAGCACCAGCAAACGUCGUGUGGCCGUUCGUCCGGCGCUUCGAUAACCCCCAGAAGUACAAGCAUUUCAUCAAGAGUUGCAAGAUGACAGGUGACGGUGGAGUUGGAAGCAUUAGAGAAGUGUCUGUUGUGUCUGGAAUCCCUGCAUCGACAAGCACAGAGAGACUAGAGAUUCUGGACGAUGAGAAGCAUAUUCUGAGCUUUAGGGUGGUAGGCGGAGAGCAUAGGCUGAAUAAUUAUAAGUCCGUUACAUCGGUGAAUGAAUUCGAGAAAAAUGGGAAAGCUUAUACCAUAGUAUUGGAGUCAUAUAUAGUUGAUAUACCGCAAGGGAAUACUGGGGAAGACACCAAAAUGUUUACUGAUACAGUCGUCAAAUUGAACUUGCAGAAGCUUGGCGUCGUCGCAAUGGCUGCUCUGCAUGGCCACGAAUGAGCAUAGACUGUACCUCUGGAUGUCUGGUGCUGGUGAUUGGAGCGGUAUCUAUCCAUCUAUAUAUCUCUUAAUUAUAUUUUCAUUUUUCUUCAAAAAAAUAAUACAAAAAGAGAAAAUCUCUUUCAAUUAACUAUUUCUUAGUGGUUAGCAUCGUUUUCUUGCAACUUGGAAAUUAAGUUAGUUUGUAGUAUAUAUUUUUU
This is a messenger RNA of Solanum dulcamara, 961 nucleotides long. RefSeq names its product abscisic acid receptor PYL2-like. NCBI's taxonomy places the organism in Eukaryota, Viridiplantae, Streptophyta, Magnoliopsida, Solanales, Solanaceae. Gene Ontology annotation, cellular component: cytoplasm; nucleus. The coding region runs from base 198 to 761 and encodes 187 amino acids. The transcript has 2 exons. The record is from RefSeq and is a predicted model, not a curated record. Gene Ontology annotation, molecular function: abscisic acid binding; signaling receptor activity; protein phosphatase inhibitor activity. Gene Ontology annotation, biological process: abscisic acid-activated signaling pathway.